UACAGUUCAGUUCCCAGAACAACAUAAAAGAACGCAAACAAUAACAACAUAAAAACACAUAAAAUGCCAAGUGCGCGGGUGAAUCAUCGUUGAGCAACAAUUGUAAUUAAUUAACACAUGAUUGCGCGACGUCAUUAACAAAAACAAGUGGGGCAGACGCGAAUCGCGCAAACUAUGUCGGCAGAUGCAGAUGCGAUUCCCGCUGUGGAAUGUGCGCAUCUGGUGGAUUUCAAGAGAUUUCUGGCCAGUACGGCGGAAAAGGCGGCGGCAGCGGUGAGCGAGGAGGUUGCCAGCCGGAAUUGUGUAACCCGGACGACUAGUGACACAUACAAAGUGUCCAGUGACGAGCGACAUGCGGAGUUGGUCUCGGCCAUUUGGCAUCAGUUGGGUUCUCGGGGAUGUCCUGAGCACUUCCGGCUGAAGCUACUCCACCGGUCCACGCAGCAGCUGGAGCAGGAUCUGUGCUUCGCUAAGGAGUGCGAGGUCACCGUGGAGGGUCCUCCACAGUACGAUCUCCUUAAGCUUCAGAAGUUCGUCGCCAGUGAGUUGGAGAAGUUCCUCCUGAAACUUACUGAUAACUCGGAGGUGGAUCGCCUUAAGGACUUUGCUGAUGACACAGAGUCGGGGAACCGCGAGUGCCGCCAGGAGAAGGAGCCCCUCCACACGUCCGCUGCUGUGAAGAACAAACCCAGGAAGAUGGAGGAUCGAUGUGUUUGCCUGGAAAGAUUUGGGGAGAUGUACGGUCUGCCGGAGAGGAACACACGCUUCUUUGGUGUCUUCGAUGGCCACUCUGGAUCCUUAUCCGCAAGCUAUGCCACCAGUCAACUUCCCCAACUGUUGGCCGACCAGCUCAAGACGAAUCCAAACCCUUCUGACACCUCCCCCGACUUUUAUCGCAACGCCUUUGAGUCAGCCUUUCUGCUUGCAGACGAGCGUUUCACCCAGAAGAAGAUUACCAGCGGCACAACCAGCGUAUGUGCCUUGAUCACAAAGCAUCAACUGUAUAUAGCCUGGGUGGGUGAUUCCAAGGCUCUUUUAGUGGGCAAACGAACGCAAUUGCAGUUGGUUAAACCGCACAAGCCAGAAAAUCCAGAUGAGCGCAAGAGAAUAGAAACAGCCGGUGGCACUGUGCUCCACGCUCAGGGUCAAUGGCGUGUAAAUGGCAUUCUGAACGUGGCCCGUUCCAUUGGCGACUAUAGUUUGGAAGCAGUGAUCGCGGAGCCGGAUUUCGUAGAUGUGCAGCUAAAUGAGGCUCACGAUUUUCUGGUACUCGGCACCGAUGGCCUGUGGGAUCACGUUCCAGAGUCAUUUGUCAUCGAAACCGUUUACGAGUCCCUGGCGGAUCCCACCAUGAAGUUGGACGACAUUCCCAAACUACUAAUAGAGGCUGCCAAGGAGCGGGAUUCGCAGGACAACAUAACAGCGGUGGUGGUCCUGCUCAAACCUCGUAACCAAAUCGAAAAUCUUUAGAAGUUUGAGUCUGUGGCAUUGAAAAUCGAAGCAGCGAAUUUUUUUAUUGUUACCCGCAUGGGUUGGGUUAAUUUGUACAAAUUUAAAACAUCUUAAGAGACGUAGCGAAAAGUAAUCUUGAAACAUCUCCUUUAACAUGGGACAAUAUAAGAAUCAUAUCAAUUUUCAUAUAUCCAAAAGAGAAACGUGCCAAAUAUCUUUAAAUAAAUCAUGAAUAAAAUAUUAGUUUGAUAUUGACAUACAUAUUGUACGAGAAAAAACAAAAUAAUUAAUUUUCUAACCGAUGUUUAUCGCAAAACAACGAAUAUUUGGUAUGACUAAAGGAAAUAUACAUAUUCCUUGCUUGAUUCAAAAAAAUUAAUUUACCCAAAGAUUACUUUCCGACCCUACAAUUAUUAAUCAACGAAAGUUAACCCAAACCAGCCCGCAUUGUUAUUUCGUUUACUGUAUUGUUGUAAUGUAAAUAGCUUGGAGCGAAUCAUUGUGCUCCUCCCUUUAUUGUCACAUUCUCACGUGCCUACCGUGGUCCUGGAACUGGAUGCUCCCACUCCCGGUCCACUUGUUUGGUUGCUCGAAUAAGCUCAAUCAAAAUAUUUUGUGGUUGCUCAGCAGUUGAGAAGAUUUAAGGAAGUUUUAAUCAAGUCCUGGCUUAAGGCAACUGUUGUUAACCCGUAUAUAUAUACAAAAGUGCACUCGUACGCACAGAAACAAGUUUAAAUAUAUUUUAGAUUAGCAUGCAAGCGUAUAUUUAUACACACUGAAGUUGUUUUCGGCCGCUUAGUGCUUCCAGCUGUAUGAUAAUAAGCAAAGCCAAGUACACAUAUAUUGUAGACCUAGUUAUAUACGUACAUAUUUACACCUGUAAACCAUAUUUAAUGAUCCCACACAGAUUAAGUACCUUUUUAUACAAAUCUAAUGAACCUUUCAUGCAUUUUACCGAACAACCCAAAACACACAUUUUUAACGAUACACACGCAAAUUGAUUAAGGAAAUUUUUUAUUGGAAUAAUAAAAAUAAUUCACAGUA
Molecule: messenger RNA, 2496 nt
Organism: Drosophila rhopaloa
Lineage: Eukaryota; Metazoa; Arthropoda; Insecta; Diptera; Drosophilidae
Product: protein phosphatase 1F
Exons: 1
Coding region: 175-1470 (431 amino acids)
Biological process (GO): protein dephosphorylation; negative regulation of protein kinase activity
Molecular function (GO): protein serine/threonine phosphatase activity
Source: RefSeq, a predicted model, not a curated record